Oryza sativa Japonica Group (Japanese rice) is the source of this 5122-nucleotide messenger RNA. NCBI's taxonomy places the organism in Eukaryota, Viridiplantae, Streptophyta, Magnoliopsida, Poales, Poaceae. The record is from RefSeq and is a predicted model, not a curated record.
ACCUCCUUAGGAACUGUCCUUCAGUCAGUGUCGUCUGUCGUGUCGUCCCCUUCCUUGAUCCUCUGCUCUCUUUCCCAUCCAGCCUCCGGGACUCCGGUCUCGCGUCAAACGCGGAUUGAUCGACAAGGAGAUUGGAGUUCUGAUCCUGCCAAUCAGGUAGAUCAGUUGAAAGCUACACGGAGAAACUGAAGAGCCUUAAACACUAUAUUGAGCAACAUGGCCACUAUACCACUAGCCACUGGAGUUGGAUGGGUGGUUUCUCCUGUCAUCAAGCUUAUGUUUGAGAAGGUCCAAUCAUAUAUAUCAACCCAGUACAGAUGGCAGUCCAACUUGGAUGAUGGCCUUAAAAAGCUCGAGACUAUUUUAACUGAAACUUUAUUGGUGGUGGGCACUGCAGAAAGGCGGAGAACACUUGAUUUCAAUCAGCAAGCUUUGCUCCACCAGCUGAAAGAUGCUGUCUAUGAUGCUGAGGACAUCUUGGAUGAAUUUGACUACAUGCUUCUGAAAGAAAAUGCUGAAAAGCGAAAUCUUAGAAGCUUAGGCUCCAGUUCUAUUUCCAUUGCUAAGCGUUUGGUUGGCCAUGAUAAGUUUAGAUCCAAGUUAAGAAAGAUGCUUAAAAGCUUGAGUAGAGUAAAAGAAUGUGCUGACAUGCUUGUCAGAGUGAUUGGACCAGAAAACUGUAGCUCACACAUGUUGCCUGAGCCGCUCCAAUGGCGUAUUACCAGCUCAUUUUCACUUGGUGAGUUUGUGGUCGGUCGUCAGAAGGAGCGAGAUGAACUAGUGAACCAAUUGUUAGAACAGGUAGGCAUACCUAAGUCAAGAAGCGAAGGAGCAAGACCAACAUCAUCAGAGGUAAUAACCAUAGUCGGUACUGGUGGAAUUGGAAAAACUACUUUAGCUCAACUUAUUUACAAUGAUAAAAGAAUAGAGGAUAAUUAUGAUUUGAGGGCAUGGAUAUGUGUCUCACAUGUCUUUGAUAAGGUCAGAAUCACCAAAGAAAUUCUAACAUCUAUUGAUAAGACCAUUGACCUAACAAAUUUCAAUUUUAGCAUGCUCCAAGAAGAACUCAAGAACAAAGUAAAAAUGAAGAAGUUUUUACUUGUGUUGGAUGACGUUUGGUAUGAUGAAAAGGUUGGAGGGUCUAUAAAUGCUGAUAGAUGGAGAGAAUUAUUUGCUCCUUUAUGGCAUGGGGUGAAAGGAGUCAAGAUUUUAGUUACAACUCGAAUGGAUAUUGUUGCAAAUACAUUAGGCUGUACCACUCCGUUCCCUUUGAGUGGUCUAGAGAGUGAAGAUAGCUGGGAACUUUUCAGAAGAUGUGCAUUUAACACUAGAGAUCCAAAAGAACAUCUGGAAUUAAAGUCUAUAGGUGAACACAUUGUGCAAAGGUUGAAUGGCUCAGCAUUAGCUAUAAAAGCAGUUGGUGGUCAUCUUAGUUCAAACUUCAACAAUCAAGAAUGGAAUCGAGUUCUAAAUAAGGGUCUAUCAAAUGAGAAAGAUAUCAUGACAAUUUUACGCCUAAGCUAUGAAUGCUUGCCAGAGCACCUUCAACAAUGUUUUUCUUUCUGUGGUUUGUUCCCAAAAGGUUAUUAUUUCGAGCCUGAUGUAUUGGUGAACAUGUGGAUAGCUCAUGAAUUUAUUCAGGAUGGUAGGCACACCUAUGGAAGUCUUAAAAGCACUGGAAGAAGUUAUUUUGAUGAGUUGUUAUCUAGAUCAUUUUUCCAGGCGCUUCAGUAUGGAGGUACAGUACAUUACGUUAUGCAUGACCUCAUGAACGAUCUUGCUGUCCACACAUCCAAUGGUGAGUGCUACAGAUUAGAUGUUGAUGAACCUGAAGAGAUCCCGCCAGCAGUUCGACAUCUGUCCAUACUGGCUGAAAGAGUUGACCUACUUUGCGUCUGUAAGUUGCAAAGGCUCCGCACACUAAUAAUCUGGAAUAAAGUCAGGUGUUUUUGCCCACGAGUUUGUGUGGAUGCAGAUCUUUUCAAGGAGUUGAAGGGCUUGAGACUAUUGGAUUUGACUGGUUGCUGCUUAAGACAUUCACCUGACUUAAAUCACAUGAUACACCUUCGAUGCUUAACUCUCCCAAAUACUAACCAUCCACUAUCUGAUUCACUCUGUAGUCUUCAUCAUUUACGAAUGUUAUCUGUACACCCACAUUCAUGCUUUAUGGAUACAAGACCUAUUAUCUUCCCAAAAAAUCUGGAUAACCUCAGCUGUAUUUUUCAUAUUGAUGUUCAUAAGGACCUUUUUGUUGAUUUAGCUUCUGUGGGGAAUAUGCCAUAUCUUUGGGCAGCUGGAAAAUUCUGUGUUGGAAACACAAAAAUGCAGGGACUAGAGGUGCUAAAGGACAUGAAUGAACUCCAGGGGUUCCUUACAAUUACAUCUCUCGAGAAUGUGAAAAACAAGGAUGAAGCAACUAAUGCUCAGCUAGUCAACAAGAGUCAAAUAUCUAGGUUGAAGCUGCAAUGGGGCUCUUGUAAUGCAGAUAGCAAGUCAGAUGAACAGAAUGUGCUUAAUUCUUUAAUACCUCACCCUGGCCUUGAGGAAUUGACUGUUGAUGGAUACCCAGGUUGUUCAUCUCCGUCUUGGCUGGAGUCCGAGUGGCUAUCUAGAUUGCGACACAUCAGCAUUCACAACUGCACAUGUUGGAAGUUCCUUCCUCCUUUAGGCCAGAUACCAUCUCUCAAGAAACUUCAUAUUGAUAGAAUGGAUGCAUUAGAAUGUAUAGACACAUCUUUCUAUGGGAUUGCUGGUUUUCCCUCCCUGGAAACACUAGAAUUGACACAGUUGCCAGAACUAGUAUAUUGGUCUUCUGUCGAUUAUGCUUUUCCUGUUCUUCGUGAUGUAUUCAUCAGUUGCCCAAAGCUGAAAGAACUUCCACUAGUCUUUCCUCCACCUGUAGAAAUGAAAGUGCUUUCAUCCAACAUUGUUUGCACACAGCAUACUGAUCAUCGCUUGGACACAUGCAUUAUUCAAAAGGUUAGUUUAACUAGCCUUGUGGGUAUUUUCCAUCUUUGGCACUUGGAUUCUGAGGAAAUCGCAGACACCAGCUUUGACAGAGCAAACAUGUUGAACAAUGGGCUUAGAGAUUCAAGCCCCAAUCUUCCAUCCCUUGAAGGACCAUUUAUUGGCUGGUGUUCUGAUUUUCACCAUGCAUUUGUGAGGUUAAAUGAAAUGGAAAUUGUAGAUUGCCCCAAUGUAACAUCAUUGGUGGACUUUGGGUGUUUUCCUGCCCUCCAGAAUUUGAUCAUAAGGGAUUGCCCCAAAUUGAAGGAACUACCUGAUAAUGGCAACCUGACAACAUUAACAAAGGUGCUUAUAGAGUCCUGCUACGGACUAGUAUCACUGAGGAGCCUGAGAAACCUUUCUUUCCUCUCCAAACUGGAGAUAAAACAUUGCCUGAAGUUAGUGGCUUUGCCAGAAAUGGUUAACUUCUUCUCCCUCAGAGUCAUGAUCAUACAAGAUUGCCCUGAACUUGUUUGUUUACCAGAAGACGGUCUUCCUAUGACCCUUAACUUUUUGUAUUUGAGCGGAUGCCAUCCAUUGCUAGAGGAGCAGUUUGAAUGGCAACAUGGUGUUGAGUGGGAGAAGUAUGCCGUGCUGCCGUCAUGCUUCUAUGCUGGUAAAUCGAUGGAAGAUACUGAAGAUAUAGCUGACGAAAUACUUCUUGAAAAUGAUAUGAUUGAGUGGUCAACCCAGACCAGUCUACUGCAUCCAACUGAUUCUGCAGCAAGCUCUUCCAGUUUUCUUCAGUGAAUUAUCUGCAUUGAUCAAGACUUCGGCAUGGCCAUUGGGCACACCGCGCACCGACGCUGUUGGCCAGCUGGCCACGGCUGGCCAUUCAUGCCUGUGCAGCUCAGCCACCCUGGCAUGAAAUUCAUUUGCAUAUUCCAUUUUAAUCGGGCCAACUUAUCAUGAGGUCUGUGCAUUUUCGCAUCUAAACCUACUCUUAGAGCACUACAGAACAUUCACCGGUCAUUGCUUACAGUUUGUACCCUUGCCGUAGGAUGCAAUGUAGCCAUGUGCUCCUUUGAACAUCAGGAGCAUGGUUCUUGUGGAGUUUUUUUUUUUCUGAAACAAUCGGGUAUGUAUUUUUUCUAGAAAUCAGAUCGAUAAUCGGGUAAAUACCCAUAAACAGGACAUGGCCUUUUUAACCAUACUGUCUGUACGUGUACAAUAUUAGUGUAUGCUACUAGAUUGCUAGAGUGAUGGCUAGUUCUCGACUGCCUACUGUUUGUCAUUUACAGAAGAUACGUUAGGCUCAUUAGAUGUAAUUUUGUAGACUGUACAUUCUUUGGGAUGUUAUUAGCUUUGUAUCUGGGGUUCUACAAAUACAAUGGACAGGUUGAUCCCAUGAUUCCUGUGUAAGGUCGUGCUAUGUGCUCAGUUUCUGUGUUUAGCAUCUUCUUCUCAAUGUCUUUGCUUAAUUUUUUUAUUCUCUGCGCAAUUUCAGGGACAAAAAGAAGGAAAUUUUGUGCUCGUGAAAACAUGGGCCAAUUCAGCAAUUCUGUUUGCUGAAUGUUUCCAUAUUGGGAGAGUUCAGCUAGAGUUGACGACGAGAAGAUACCCUUGAACGGAAAAUUGGAAGCUGCUUCCCAGUUGAAUUCUCUUGCUCAGGCAGUGCAGGUAUUGGCAUAAUUAUUCGUGAUAACUUCGGCUCAGUCUUGUUAUCAUCCUGGAAGUACAUUCGACAUGGAGCAUCAGCAGAAGAAUUGAAACUAUUGGCUUGUCGUGGAGGUUUAGCUCUGGCCACUGAAUGGGUUCAUAUGCCAGUAGUGCUAGAAACAGAUUGUUUAUCCGUAGUUAUGCACUAAAUUCUCAUAAAGAGAAUCGAUCUAAAUGAUGUCAUAUUAUCAUUGAUGUGCAAUGUACAAAGGAGUUGCUUUCAGAGGUGAAGAUUUGUCAUGUUGUAAGAUGAGGUAAGAUGAGGCAACAGGGUAGCUCAUGAGUUAGCACCACUGGCUAGCAAAACGAAGUAUUGUGCAGUUUGGCGGGAACAUGUUCCUACUUGCGUACAAGGCUUUGUUCUCAACGAUUGUAAUAACUUUGUUACCUAUCAAUGAAGCUCUCUCUUCCUUGAAAAAAAAAAGAAAAUAAAAAGAAACUGAGAACAUUAUUUUCA